AUGGCUUCCAACGAUCUCGCCCAGGGCGUCCAGAACUUGAACAUCGACGGAAAAAGAAAAAAGAAACCCCAAAGAGCCUACCAUGACUUGAACCAGCAGGCCUCCACUUGGUCCCAAUCGGCUAAUCCAGCUCAACCCCAGCAACAGUUUCCCGGUCAGCCGGGCUUUGCACCUCAGACGGAAGCUUUCCAGCAGCAACAGGCAACCCAAUUUGCUCCUCAGGCCCAGCCGUACCCAGGAUACCAGGACAUCCCGGCUCCACAUGGCCAUCCAGGGUUUCAAAGCCAGAGACCUCCUCAGGUCCCACAGGAGCCUGUUCACGAUACCAGUUUCGACAUUCUGGGGACUCCGCAUGCCCCGCCAGCAUCCUCGGACCUUUCGCUAGGCAAGGCUCGGUACGAACAGGAAACCGAAUAUACCACAUUGCUCUACGAUGAGGCUGGUGAGUGCAUUGGCACGAAACCGUUUCUUUCUUUUGAAAACAUCGUGCCUCCUUUCGCCGGAACCCAGUACUUUGCCGUCGACCAGAGCACCGCCACCCCAAAGCACAUGAGACCUACAUUCUACUAUGUUCCUGAGCAAGAGCUGAUGCGUAAAGCUACCAGACUACCCAUGGCGGUCACCAUUCGCCCUUUUGCACCUUUGCUACCCAAUGAAAGCCCCGUUCCUACUGUGGAUAUGUCACGUUUGGGCGAACAGCUGCUUUUGGAUCCUCAGGAAUGGGGUCCUCCAAGAUGCCGCCGUUGUAGAACCUACAUCAACCCACAGAUGGUGCAUACGUUUCUGGGAAGGUUCACAUGUAACGUGUGUCAGUUCCCAAACAACUCAGUGCCUCAGGAGUACAUCUCGCCAACUGACCAAUAUGAAAACAGAACCGACAGGGCCCAGAGACCUGAGCUCCACAGAGGUGUCUACGACAUCAUUGUGCCUGACUUUUACAAUGUCGGAGGUGCUGAAAAUACGCCCAAACCAAUGCACCACGUAUUCUUGGUUGAUGUGUGUCAGCAGAGUAUCAGCAAGAGCCUUAAUGUCUUGGUAGCGGACGCCAUUCGUGCAACGCUCUUUGACUAUGAGAGGGAGAAUAACGGCGAGAAGAGACCACAAAAAUUCGCCAUUAUUUUGUUCGACAAAGCAGUGCAUUUCUUCAACUUGUCUCCCGACUUGGAUUCCACGCAAAUUUGCGUUUCUCCCGACUUGGAUGAUCCUUUCGUUCCCUUCUACGAUGGUCUUUUCGCCGACCCAGACGAAAGCAGUAUGGUGAUUGAAGAUGCCCUCAGAAAUUUGGAGAGUUUGGCGGAUACCAAGAGCCUUCAUGAUUCUGAGCCCUGCUUUUCGGUCGCCUGUAGAGCCGCUACCAUGUGCCUUGAAAGUGUGGGUGGUGGUAAGAUUACAGCUAUUGUGUCUACGCUACCUUCUUGGGGACCCGGCGGCUCAAGAUUGAAACAGAACAAAUCUGUGGGAAGAAACCCCUCUGCUGAGAUGGAGAAAAAAUUAUACUCUGUCGAUAACGAGUACUACAAGCUCUUGGCAAAGGACAUGAUUGCUCAAAACGUUGGUUUGGACGUUUUGGCGGUUUCCGCUACCCCAGUUGACGUCUCCAAUAUCGGAUGGCUAGCUUCUGUCACCGGUGGAAAGGUUCACAAAUGGACUGAUUUCGUUUUUGAUAGAGAUAGCCGUGCGCUUACGGCUCAGAUUGUGAACUCUGUCAAAUCUUCCACGGGUUACCAGGGCCAGUUGAAACUUCGUUGUUCCAAUGGUCUCCAAGUAUCUCAGUACUACGGCUUCCCAACCACAGAAGGCGGAAUCAUUGGUCUCACAGGCAAUCAGGAUCCUGUAAUCCCAGUUCUCAACGAGGACCAGACCUUCACUGUCUUGCUUGAGUACGAUGGAAAAUUGAACACAAAGUACGACUGUCAUCUUCAAGCCGCCUUGCUUUACACAGACACAUUCGGUGUUAGAAAAGUCCGUGUGAUCAAUCUCGUGUGUGCCGUGAGUGAGCGUCUUGAAGAGAUUUUCUACUUUGUUGAUCAGGAUGCUAUUAUUGCAGCGCUCGUCAGAGACACUCUUUCGUUUGUGGGCAAAGAGCUGAUUGCUGAGUUGAGAACGUCUAUCAAUGCUAAACUUGUGGACGUUUAUGCCCAGUACAGAUUGAUGGAGGAACGUGGACACAAUAAAACUCGCUCGCUCACCAACCAACUCAUUUUCCCAGACUCAUUGAGACAUAUCCCCCUAUUUAUUAUGGCUCUCACGAAAUCCAAAGCACUCCGUGACUCCACAGCGGUGCCUAUUGAUGACCGUCUUGCUGAUGUGUACAAUAUGCUCAAUAUGCCUUUGGAGAGACUUGUUUAUCACUUGUAUCCUGCCUUGGUGGAGUUGCAUUCUUUGGCAGAUGACGAAUGUAUGCCGAUGGAGAAUACUGAAGAAUCAUUCAUGAAAGUGCCGGAGUACUUGCCUUUGACAGCACAUUCCUUGCAGCCUAGUGUCUACAUCCUUUGUGAUGGCACAACAGUUUUCGUAAGGGUCCAUCCUGAUACAAACAAACAGCUUUUGGCUGACUUGUUUGGAGAGCAUGUUCAUCAGGUUGAGGACAUUGACAUCAACAUGGACUCCUUGCCAGAGAUGCCUACUCACAUCUCGUUACAGGCUCGCAAUUUGGUCAAGUACUUCCAGAAAAACAUCAUUGGAACAUCCAGCAUCGGUCAGUCGUCAGUUCAGAUUGUUAUCGAGGGUGUGGAGCCGCUUAGUAAAGUAUUCCACGACACUCUCAUCGAAGACCUGCUUUCUUCAAAAAUUGCCAGUACAUCUGCUAACUAUGCAACGUUCUUGACAUCCUUGCACAAGGCAGUGACCGCCAAGUGA
Messenger RNA from Candidozyma pseudohaemuli, 2859 nucleotides. RefSeq lists its product as uncharacterized. Gene Ontology annotation, molecular function: SNARE binding; zinc ion binding. The record is from RefSeq and is a predicted model, not a curated record. The transcript is spliced from 2 exons. Gene Ontology annotation, cellular component: COPII vesicle coat; endoplasmic reticulum exit site. Lineage: Eukaryota; Fungi; Ascomycota; Pichiomycetes; Serinales; Metschnikowiaceae. Gene Ontology annotation, biological process: COPII-coated vesicle cargo loading; intracellular protein transport; endoplasmic reticulum to Golgi vesicle-mediated transport. The coding region runs from base 1 to 2859 and encodes 952 amino acids.